Molecule: messenger RNA, 3126 nt
Organism: Polyodon spathula (Mississippi paddlefish)
Lineage: Eukaryota; Metazoa; Chordata; Actinopteri; Acipenseriformes; Polyodontidae
Product: plastin-1-like
Exons: 16
Coding region: 227-2122 (631 amino acids)
Biological process (GO): actin filament network formation; actin filament bundle assembly
Cellular component (GO): cytoplasm; actin filament; actin filament bundle
Molecular function (GO): calcium ion binding; actin filament binding
Source: RefSeq, a predicted model, not a curated record
UGCCUGCCUGAUGCUCUUGUUUGGGGACCAUUCUUGCCAGUAUUAUUUCUCCUCUUGCUUGGUUUCCUUCCGUCUGCUCUGGAUGUAGUUGGUUGACUGGGGACUCAAAGCAAAGCAACCAAGUGGGGCUGUUUCUAAGAAGAACUUCUAGCACCUUUUGAAUCAUCAGAUGAUAUUUAAAUCUAUGGUUUCAUAAGAAUAAAGUAAGAAGUGACACUAGAACAAGAUGGAAAACAACACAACUCAGAUCUCCCGUGAAGAACUGGAAGAACUGAAGGAGGCUUUUAACAAAAUAGACACUGACAACAGUGGCUAUGUGUGUGACUAUGAGCUUCAAGAUCUCUUUAAAGAGGCACGCCUGCCACUGCCUGGGUACAAGGUCCGAGAAAUUGUGGAAAAAAUUAUAGUAGCUACUGAUCACAAUAAAGAUGGAAGGAUUGAUUUUGAAGAAUUUUUAUCGAUCUGCCAGGAGCUAAAAAGCAAAGAGAUCAGUAAGUCAUUUCGAAAAGCCAUAAACAAAAAGGACGGAAUCACAGCAAUUGGAGGAACCUCUGAGAUUUCCAGUGAAGGAACACAGCACUCUUACUCAGAGGAAGAACAAGUUGCUUUUGUGAACUGGAUUAACAAAGCCCUAAAAGAUGAUCCUGAUUGCAAACAUUUACUCCCCAUGGAUCCAAACGACGAUAGCGUUUUCAAAUCGGUCGGGGAUGGCAUUCUUCUUUGCAAACUGAUAAACUUAUCCCAGGCAGAAACCAUCGACGAGAGAGUUAUUAAUAAGAAGAAACUAACUCCAUUCACCAUUUCUGAAAACCUGGUGCUUGCAUUAAAUUCAGCCUCUGCAAUUGGCUGCACUGUUGUCAACAUUGGGGCUCAGGAUCUCAGGGCAGGGAGGCCUCAUUUAGUCCUCGGCCUGCUGUGGCAGAUCAUUAAAGUUGGGCUGUUCUCUCAUAUUGAGAUCUCCAGAAAUGAAGCUCUCAUUACCCUGUUGGAGGAAGGAGAGGAUCUGGAGGAUCUAAUGAAGCUCUCCCCAGAAGAGCUGCUGCUGCGCUGGGUCAACUACCACCUGACUAACGCAGGCUGGCAGAAGAUUGGAAACUUCAGUAAUGAUAUUGAGGAUUCAAAAGCCUAUUUCCACCUGCUGAAUCAGAUUGCCCCAAAAGGAAUCCAAGAAGAUGAACUGAAGAUAGACAUUGACAUGUCUGGCUUUAAUGAGAGAAAUGACCUACAGAGGGCUGAAUUUAUGCUUCAGCAAGCAGCUAAGAUGGACUGUAGGCAGUUUGUCACGCCGGAAGAUGUGGUUGCUGGCAACCCAAAGCUGAAUAUUGCUUUUGUGGCCAACCUGUUCAAUACCUACCCAGCCCUGAACAAGCUAAAUCACAAAUAUGAUCUUGCUAUGCUAGAAGGGGAAAGCAGAGAAGAAAGAACCUUCCGGAACUGGAUGAAUUCUUUAGGCGUGAGCCCAUAUGUCCACCAUUUAUACAGUGAUCUUACAGAUGCCUCAGUGAUUUUUCAGCUGUAUGAGCGAAUCCGGGUGCCUGUUAAUUGGAGUCGCGUUAACAAACGACCUUACCCUGUACUUGGUGGCAACAUGAAAAAGCUUGAAAACUGUAACUAUGCGAUUGAUCUUGGUAAAAACGAGGCUAAAUUCUCCUUGGUCGGGAUUGGGGGACAGAAUCUCAAUGAAGGUCACUCGACACUCACACUAGCCUUAGUGUGGCAAAUUAUGAGAAGGUACACUUUGACGGUUCUGUCUGAUCUUGGCGGAGGUGAAAAAACAAAUGAUGAAAUUAUUAUUAACUGGGUGAAUGCAACCUUAGACGCAGCAGAAAAGAAGACUUCCAUUGCAAGUUUUAAGGACAAAUCCAUCUGCACUAGUUUGCCAGUGCUGGAUUUGAUAAGCGCUAUUGCACCAAAUGCUAUCCGUGAAGAAAUGGUGAGGCGAGAUGAUGAUCUUUCCGAUGAUGACAAGCUUAACAAUGCAAAAUAUGCAAUCUCAGUGUCUCGUAAGAUCGGGGCUCGAGUGUAUGCGCUCCCUGAAGACUUGGUGGAGGUGAAACCCAAGAUGGUCAUGACAGUGUUUGCCUGUUUAAUGGGAAAAGGAAUGAAUAAAGUAUAUGGAUGAACUGACAAGCAGGAGUCUGCAGCAUCAUGAAUCACACUCAACGAUACAGAGUUUUCACCGUUCUUGAUUUUCUAGUGGUUCGUUUUACGAUAAAUUGGCCUUAACUCGGUCUUUUAAAAAUGAUUGCCAAGCACCACGCAAACACUGCCACCUCUACUAAAAGUUGACUUGAUUAGUUUGAAAUCUGGCAUAUUUUCUUAUGGAUUCAUAAUGUUCAGCUUCUUUUUUUUUAAUAAGGUUCAAAAUGUUAAUAAAGGUAUGGAAUACUUUUUUCUUUAUAUUUUUCCUAAGAUUUGCUUUAUUUUUCAGAUUUCAAAGUACGGUUUAAUAAUGUCUGUUAAAACUGUACAACAUGUUCCAAGAAAAAUGAAACAUUUGAGAAGUGUUUAACUGCAUCAGAAGCCUUUACAGAAAUAUAUUGCAGGAAUACCUGAAGGAAAAUCCUGCAGGAGUCCUACAGGAUCGACCUAUAAUUCCCACAGGAUUCCUGCAGGUUUGAUCAUUAAUUUCUGUAGGAUUCCAGUAGGAUUGGUAUAGGAUUUCUGCAGGAUCGAUCAUUAAUUUCUGUAGGAUUCCGUAGGAUUUCUGCAGGAUUAAUUAACUUCAAAGUGAUUCUAUACAGGAUUAAUGAAUUAUUUUAAAGCAUUCCAACAAAAUCGAGAGAGAGAGAGAGAGAGAGAGAGAGACAGACCUGCAAUAUUGCCUAUUAUAAGGUAAAAUAGUUAUUUAGUAAUAAAUGACCUCUUAAUUUAUAUAAAUUAAUAAAAUGUUGAUUUAUGCAAUGGAUAGCAUGUUAUUUUAUUUAAGCACUCACUCAUUGUGUGUUUCUUAGUGUUGUACACUACUGUUGAAUUUUCAUUUGAAAAUGAAGCCCUAACUAUUUAUACAACUUGGUUAACAAAAAACAAAAUUCUACCUGGUGGAUUCAAUUAAGCUCCUGUUCCAUGGCAACAUUCAAUCAAAUCUGCAGCAUUUGUGUUUCAAAAUAAAAUCUGAUCGAAAAA